AUGUCUACUCUGCUUGAUCUAUUCAACACCGGCACGUGCCUGUGUCUAUCUCUAGUUUGGUUACAAUUGAGCCUAGUAAAUAUGCUGCUGGAUUACCUAAAGACUACAGUACCUCUGUCACUGGUACGCCAACGCCAACUGGAUGAGACUGAGGAGACCAUGCAGGGAGAAUGCACUUUGGGUGCCAUCAGUGUCUGGAUGCUGUUCUCCUGAUUCCCAAACAAGAGUAUGUCGAAAAGUACUUAUUCUCCUUCUAAGCUUUAUUUAAUUGUAUACACAGAAUUUACAGAAUUUAUU
Drosophila willistoni is the source of this 297-nucleotide messenger RNA. RefSeq lists its product as uncharacterized. The record is from RefSeq and is a predicted model, not a curated record. Bases 1 to 213 code for a protein of 70 amino acids. The transcript has a single exon. NCBI's taxonomy places the organism in Eukaryota, Metazoa, Arthropoda, Insecta, Diptera, Drosophilidae.